GGCGCCGGUUUACCGCGCAAAUACCACGUGGCCGGCUAGGCUGCGAGCGCGGCGCAGCCGGCCUAAUUAUCGCGCAUUUUUGCAUUAUCAUCGAUCGAUCAACGCGCGCCCGUCGUGAUUCUUGAAGCACAUGUUCUGAUCCAAUUAGCUGAUGAAGUAAAUGAUUCUUCAUGUAUAUACGGAAUGCUUAUGAAUGUUCUUUCAUCCCAGGGGCAUGCCGGUUCAGGACCCAACUUCGUAGAACUAGCCUAAGCCCCCAAAUUAAGCCAAGGUUUAAAUUAGGGUGGUGUUUUUGUCUCACUAUCUCAAUCAGCUUCUCCGCCUCGGCUCCGGGCACCAUACGCCGACGGUAUCGAGUCCGGCCAGACGCCGGCAACGCAGCCGGAGCUGGAGUACGAGUGCAAGCAGCUGCUGGUUUGAGCAUGGCUCUCUUAUCUGAUGUACACACCAGUCUUCCAAGUCCAGAGGCUGGUGGGGAGUCGUUCUUUGUCAGGGGCAGCUACCUGUACUACCACUAUGCUUGUGAUGGUUUUAAAGAUCAGGGAUGGGGCUGUGGAUACCGCACCCUCCAAUCUCUCUGCUCUCACAUCCGCAUCGCCAAGGAGGCGAAGGGGAUGACGGGUUUCCGUGAUGACGAACCAACCUUGAGAGAGAUCCAAGAGGCUUUGGUUGCUAUGCAGGACAAACCGGAGAGCUUUGUCGGGUCGAGGGAGUGGAUUGGCUCAUUCGAGGUUUCACUGUGUCUGGAUUUCUUUCAUGAUGUUAGUGGAAAGAUCAUCCAUCUUAGUUCUGGCAGUGACAUUCCUGGCAUAGUUCCUGAUCUGGUUAAACAUUUCAAGACACUAGGCACAGCUAUUAUGAUGGGUGGAGAUAGUGAUGCAUCUUCAAAAGGAAUCUUUGGUGUUCAUCUUGGUGCUUCACGUUCAUAUCUCCUUAUCUUAGAUCCACACUUCACUGGUCAUGCAACGGUAGAGGAACUCAUCAAGAAGGAAUGGGUAUCCUGGAAACCAAGUGAUUCCUUCAUGGCAAGCUCUUUCUACAAUCUCUGCCUUCCGCAGUUCAGUAGUGUCUCGGACAGAUGAUGAUCUAGCAAGACCUCUGCCUAAUGGAUGGCUGUAGUGGUCAACUCAAAUGGUUCAACAAGCUGUACCUUUUACAGGUAAGCUGUGAGCAGUGGAGAUAAGGAUGUAGCAAAACUUGUGCUUGAUGGAUGGCUGUGAUGUUCUUUUUGAAUAGUUCUACAUCCUGUGCCUUCUACAGUUCCAUAGUGCCUCUGAGAAAUGAUGAUCUAGCUAGACUUCUGCAUGAUGGAUAACUGUAAUGUCCAUCUCUCAUAGUUCAACUAGCCAUACCUUCUACUGUUUAGUAGGUAAGAGAGCAUGAUCUAGCAAAACUCCUGGAAGAUGGAUGGCUUUAAUGUUCAACUCAAAUGGUUCAACAAGCUGUACCUUCUACAGUUCAGCUGUGAGCCGUAGAGACAGGAUCAUGCAACACUCGAGCUUGAUAAAUGGCUGUGCAAUGUCUCUCAUGGUAAGGUCCGUGUACAAUCUAUACCUUCUGCAGAUCAGUAUUGCCCUGAGAGAUCCACAUUACAGUAGUGUCCUUGCCUGAGAGAUGAGGAUCAAGCCAAACUUCUGCACGAUGGUCGAUGGAUGGCUGUGACACUUGUCUCUCAUGGUUCAACAAGCCAUGCCUUCUACAGUGUGCAGGAGAGAUGGCAACUUGAUAAACUUCUGCUUGAUGGCUAACUGCACAAUGUAUCUUGGGGUAAGGUCCUUCUACAACCUGUGCCUUCUACAGUACAGUCAGGCACCAGAGAGAUGACAACUCCUGUGUGACAUCUUGCAAAUAAGUGUGAUCAAGGGCCCGUAACAUAAAGCAUAGUGAUUCAAUUUUUAAUUCAAUUCAGUUCAUCUUUAUAGCUAUUGAUCAUGGGGCUAAUAUUGAUCAUAUGAUGGUGGUCCCCAAGUUAAGAUUUAACAUGAAUUUCUUUUUAUCUCACAAAAUCUUUCAGUUAAUAAUGUUCCUAAUAUUAUUAUGAGUAAAUGUACCAAAUAUCUCAUAAAAAUUUGAAAGAGAUAUAGGAUUUUAUUGGAAAAAACCUUGGGCAGUCAUUUUCAGAUUGAACAAAAAAAUGGUACCCCAUGCCUCCAUCUCGUCAAAAUGGGAAGCUGAAGGCCCUAUUAAGCAACAACUUGCUGCGGCUGAAAAAUUACAACUUUUACCAAGUUUA
This is a messenger RNA of Lytechinus pictus (painted urchin), 2233 nucleotides long. Its product is annotated as ufm1-specific protease 1-like. The record is from RefSeq and is a predicted model, not a curated record. The coding region runs from base 171 to 1082 and encodes 303 amino acids. The transcript has 6 exons. Lineage: Eukaryota; Metazoa; Echinodermata; Echinoidea; Temnopleuroida; Toxopneustidae.